UACCCGGGCAGCCAGUGUACCGCCGGUCGCGUACCUGUUCGGGUUGUUUCCGUUUUUCUCGCGUGGUGCGUGCGUGCGUGCGCUCGUGGAAGCUCUCUCUCGACCCUCCCCGCGGAUGGACCGGCAGUGGACCUUACCAGGUACAUCGGGCUAUCCGUGCUCAUUCGGUUUUUCCUCCGUCCCCUUUCCUUUCCUCUCCUCUUCGUAAUCCGGGUAAUGAUUGGUCCGCGCCGAUGUUGAGGACCGGCGCGGCGAUACGAAGCGCGACGAGAUCAUGUUAUGGAGAUCGGCGAGUUGACGUCGCCCUCGUGUCACGUCGCCGCGCUGUCUCCCCGCACGACGGUGGGAGGGUCGUCAACCGCGUCGCCGAGUGAUCCACCUGCUCGUGCCGACCGCCGCCGCCGCUGCCGCCACCACCAUCAUCACCGACGCCGCCGCCGCCGCUGAUGCAGCCGCGUGCGAGCGCGAGUCGCUGCCUCUCGCUCCCGGGACCGCCACCGCCACCGCCGCCGUCGCCGCCGCCGCCGCCGUCGUCGACGACCGGGAUCGCCGCGAUCUUCUCGGACCGCGGACCAAGCGGGAGAUCCGCGACGGGAUAGGCGCGCGUGUCAAAUCGCUUCACCACCCCGUCUGCGCGCCAUCCCCGUGAUAAAUCUCGCCGUACGACGACGAGGAGUCGCCCCGCAGUUCCUCAUCGCCGCCUCCUUCGUUAACAGUCUCCUCCGCGCGCUCUUCCCUCCCUCUCUCUCUCUCUCUUUCUCUCUCUCCCUCUCUCGGAAGGGGAAAGAAAAUCUCGCGCCUCCGCGAGAGAGAGAUCUCGAGAGGGAGGAGGUCGAGAGCGAGGCGUGAGCGACGAGAGCGGCGGAUCGAUAGGGAGGAAAACGCACGCACGAUGAGAGACGCACGAUGAUGACGGGAAAAGACGUGCCGGCGAUGGUGUGACCUCGCGGGUCACCCCGGGUCUAUAAAAAGAACAGAAGGAAGUCGCAAGAGGAAGAAGGAGGGAGGAGGCAGCCUUUGCCGCGGGCAGAGCUCUCUUUCGAGCGGAGUUUAGGCGGCGGCAGCAGCGGGAUCAAAGGUCAUGGCAACGCCGCCGGACUCGCCGGGACCGGAAGAGGCCUUCUUCGAGUUCGAGAGCACGCGGGCGAGGGCGCAGACCACCAGGCCGGUGCCCAUAGAGGAGCUUCUGCGACAGACCAAGUUCUCCCGGCAGGAGAUCCGAGUCAUGUACCGCGGCUUCAAGCAGGAGUGUCCCGAGGGAGUGGUGCACGAGGACUCGUUCAAGGACAUUUACGCGAAAUUCUUCCCGCACGGAAACUCCAGUCUCUACGCCCACUACGUGUUCAAGGCCUUCGACGUUAAUUGCAACGGGGCCAUCAGCUUCAGGGACCUUCUCGUGACGCUGUCGACCCUGCUGCGAGGCAGCAUUUACGAGAAGCUGAGAUGGACCUUCAAGCUGUACGACAUAAACGGCGACGGCUGCAUCACCAGGGGCGAACUGGGCGAAGUCGUGACGGCGGUCCACGAGCUCAUGGGCAGGCGGCAUCACGCCGAGGAGGAGAGGAAGGCGAGGGAACAGCUGGACAGGGUCUUCAAGAAACUCGAUCUCAACCAGGACGGUGUUAUCACGAUCGAGGAGUUUAUCGAGAGUUGUCUGAAGGACGAUGUGAUCACACGGUCGCUGGCGAUGUUCGACUGCGCGCUUUGAUCUCCGGCUAAGGACGAGCCUCCAGCAGCGGUCACCGCGACGCCGCCGACGCCGCUCUCGACGACAACGUUCUCGCAAUCCCUGUCCCCGUCGCCGCCGCCGCCGUCCUAUUCCCUGCUGCCGCCUAUCCCGCCGCCUCUGCCCUCUCAACCGCCGCCCGGUUACACCGUCCAGGAUCAGGAGCUCUAUCUACUCCUGGCCGCCCACUGGUGGAACCAACCGGAGGCGCCGCUCUUUUGCUGAAGGGCAAAGCGAUAACACGGCUCCUAGCGACGUAGAAUAGCAAUCGAGGUCUAAAUCUGUGGAAUCGAAGAGCGGAUUUCCCGGCACCUCGCUGUCCCCUCGUUCUUCGCGAAACGUUUGCAACGAGGAACACGGUGCAAGGUGUUGCCCUUAUUCUCGCCGACUAACGGAGCUUACAGCAAAGGCUCAGCCGUUUUCGAAAACAGCACGCGGGACACGCAGAUUUUGCCGCUUUCCAACAAAGGGACAACAUCCUGCGGACGACGACAGAUAUUUUGGCAGUCGCGGAACAAUUGGCGUCGAUCUCUCGGCAAGAACCGUUCGACUUAAAAUCGAAAGGUGCAUUAAUACGCCAGUUUAGGUACCUGGAGCUCCCGGAGCGGUCUCUCAGGCGCUUAAAUUCGAAGAACGGCGUCUAAGAGAGGGACGUUCUUGAAAACGAAGAGACGCCACCGAGGACAGACGAAGAUACUGCCAUUCUGCAAGAAGAUUCCGCGAGAUCGAAGAACCCGGAUGUCGCGCAUCUGUGCCAAAUUUUUGUGGGAUUUUUCAGACGAUGGCAGACGAGAGAGAGAAACGCGGGAAACGGCGGAGGAGGUGCUGUGCGUGGCUGUGAGUCGAAAGCGGCACGAGAACAAGGAUCCUAAAUUGUUCCGAAAAAAAAAAAGAGAAGAAGAAUAUUAUUUAUGCAUCACCCCGAGGGAAAGGGAUGUCGCAUCCAGUCUCGGACGUUCGCGUUAUCCGCACGAUUCUGUUUCUACGGUAGGUGCUAAAAAGUCGAGGCUUACAUGCUCACGAAUCGAUCGCGUUCCCCAGAAGCGUUCUUCUCUCGCGGCUCACGGGGGAUCGUGUGGUUCAUUUCGAAGCACAUUUCCCCUCGUAUCCGAGUAAAUCUUUUUUCUCCCUAAUGACAAGCAAGUGCUUCGCGCAGUCGCGGCGUUAAAAAAUAGAGUCUCUCCCACGUUGAAAAAUCAGCUUGAAUUUCCCUCGUCGUAGAUUAUCGUUCUGACUUUCGGAAAAACACGCUAUAUUUAUGUUUUAAAAAGUAUAAUCACGUAUCACACGAACGUACAGGGUACAUCUCGCCGUUUCACCGCCGUUGUCUCUCGACAAGCGCGAUCGCUUCUCAGAUAAUUUGAGGGCUCUGUAUAAUGUAUAACGACGUACGCGAGUUGACUUUUCUAGCGUCUGUCGUUUGGUUUGUGAACACGCUCCGCAUAACUGUCAUAUAUACGUCGGUCCCUUCGUAUCCUCCGCGAUUUACGACCGUUUAUUACGACGAUCGCACAGUCGCGAGCGACGAUUGUGUGAUCGCGCACGCGGCGAGAAUGAUUUAUACACGUUUCGGUGGCGUGGCCCGGUGUCCCUCGAUUAAAUUGUUAGCCGGGCACGAUCGUUGACGAUCGUAGAUAUCAUGCACAUACGUAGGCUCGUAGUUCGACACUGCGUACGCCCUUGACUUGUACGCCCUUUUCUAGACCCAAUUCGAUUUUAAUUCGGGUCCCGCGCAGGCGAUUCAAUAUUUCUGCUGGCAUGGCAAUUUUUCGAUACACGAAAUACCUGCCCGUCCAUGUAGAAAAGUAAGUCACGUGCGACGCCGGAGUGACUCCCAAAGUGAUUAUUAAAAUCAAUUUUUCGAUCAAUAAUGAUUUAUUUUAAUGCCAUACUGACGUUUUCGUGACCUGUUGUUCCGCAUGGCCGACACUUCUCUACAGAGCCGUAAUUUUUCAUAUGCCUUGGGCAAAGUUGUAUUUUUGGAAAAGGAAAUAAUAAUCCAACAAAUUAUUUAAAUCAUUUAUAAAUUGUUUUUUUUUAUUGCUUUGCACAAGAAAGGUAAUCUAUUACUUACAUGUAAUAAUAUACAUAAAUGAAUAUAAUUAUUUUAAUUGCACUUUUCUGACUUCAUUUCAAAUUCAUCGUUUAUACCAUUCUAAUGAAUAUCUUUAAUGAUAAUAUAUUCAAUUAAAAUUAUAAAAUUUUUGAAAAGAUUGGAUAAUCGUUCUUGCCAAUAAUCGAUCUAAGAUAAUUCUUAAUUAAUUUUAAUUUAUGAAAAUUUCUCAUAUACGAAGCAGUAGAAUCGACAGGAGUGCAAAGUAUUCGAGGAGCAACAUUGUUAUUUGGAUAUGACUCAAUUAAAAUCUUAUGGAGGAUUUCUAAAAUAUCAAUCGGAGUUGUCAUUUCAAUGUUUUGCAGUACUGAGGCUUUAAACUUAAGAACACGGUAUUUUGAAAAUAUAUUAGGCAAUUUUUUGAUCAUAAUUCCAUUUUAAAGCCUCUCUUUGUCCUAGGUUCUGGAUAUAGUGUGUCGUCGUUACCCCUACUUGGUUACGGCUUUUAUUACCAAAGUUUGCCAAUCUUCUCAGUUCUACGAUCAGUUUUCCGUUCUGUGCAGCACGAGUGACGAAACAUACGCGCUGAUACUUAUCGGGAAAGUAUACUUUCGGUCUUAUCAAUCCGCGUUUUUCCGAUACUCUUUUCUUAACGAUAGUUUCGCAAUACAGCUAGUUCUGCUAUUCAAACGUAAACCGAGAUUGAAGCACUGACAAGAGAUAUUGAUCGUCUGCUGCGGACUUCUUGCAAGCGUGUAACACGUUGUAGGUGUACGUGCGUGAAGCAUCGAUUUUCUAAUGUAUCCGUUAUUGCGACCCUGUAGGCGUGCGAGAGCGUGCGGGCAUACUACGUCAGACCGACUAGCCGAGUAGCGGAAGCCUGAGCGGCGAUUAUGGAUUAUCAAAAUCGAUCACAAUGAAACACCAAAGCUACCGUAGUUAGCUGUUACUUAAGUAUAAAUACGAGAAUAAUGAUAUAGAUUACGAUUUAUAUAUAUACGUACACAUAAUUUAGGGUAAAUUUGCAAUUAAGUGCGCGAUUAUCGGAUACGACUAGGUGAUCGGGGAAAAUUCAGUUCAUUCUCGAAAAAGAAAAAAAAAUGCACACUGUCUCGUCGAUACCAGUGCCGGAGAAAAAUUGAAAUAGAAAUGUUUAUUUAAAGGAUGCAUUUAUAUAAAAAAUACUAUUUGCAAUAAAAUACUCUGUGCGGUAGAAAUAAAGACAGUAAAUAUGCAGCAUAACGCUCUCGAUUUUCUUUUAACUUGGUAAAUUUGUGUAUUUUUAUUUGUAAAAUCUUCAAUCACAAAUUAAUAUUUCCUGCUGUGAUUAAAAUAAUUUCUCAGGAAACUUUUAUUUUUAAUUAAAGUAGAAAAUAUUUGCUAAUAUGAAUUAAUAAGGUAUAAAUUUUUAACCAUAAACAAUUCUAAAUAUGCAAAAUUAACUAAAAUCAUUUGAUUAUGAUCUGUUAGAAUUUGAUUCCGGAAUAUUGAUCGUAUAAAGGGCCAUGAUUUAGCGCCAUAACAUGUUGAACAAGAGGCCAAGAAUUGCUAUUAACCAGUUUGACUGUGAAUAACUCAUUUUAAAUUACAAUGUUAAAAGGUAAGUAAGAUAACAUUAACAUAUGCAGACUGCAUAUUCACUACAAAUAGUAUUUUUUAUAGAUAUACAUCGCAAUUUAAAUAUUAUUUUUUGUUUUAACUACUUUCUCCAACGCUACUGGUCGAUACACUCUAUACGAACAAAUGCGUAAUGCGACGAGCUACAUGUACCUCUCUGAAGUGUCGUCUGUCAACGUUGGUGGUUCGCCAGAUUUAGAUUCGUUGAUCGGUCGUCACGAUCGCGUGCUUGUCGCGGGAUCGAUCACGUGAAAACUGUCAAUCGCGCGACUUCCUCCCGGGGAGGAAGUAUCGUCGCUGAGCGACGACAGGACGAGCACCUUUUUACCGCGGUAGCUUUCACGGAAACCGGGAACACACGUGUUGCUAGGCUACGUCGUGGACGCGUGCGUUUCCAUAACGACUAAUCAACGACUUAAUAACAGCGAAACCACAGCUUCCAUAUAUCGCGUCGGUCGGACGCGGAACAAACUAACAAAGUUGAGUUGACUUGGACUUGUAGGAGACACGGGUCUCGUGCGCACGUGGAAGAUACAAGUCAUUGGAAAUCACAUUUAAAUGUUAAAUCUCAUUCAGACUCAGGCAAGAAGCUCGAAUUACGCUCGGACAAGUAAAAAAUGAACAAGUGGAAAUGUUCAAGCUUUAAAUUUGGCCAGUUUGAAGUUGAUGAUAGAUUGGAAGAUUUGAUUGUUCGAGUAAUUUAACUGGAUGCUGAAAGUUCAACUCAAAAUAAUGAUUAUUGCAAACAGAAAAAGACCCUUGUUUCUCGUUUGUUCCAUUUUAGAUCUGUGAGAUCAAGUUCAAAAUCACGUAUUGGACAGAUCGAUCUUCAGAAACAAUCUGAACAAUUUAAUGCUUGAUCUCGAAAUUCGUACUGUCCGAUCGACAAUUCUGACUUACGAAAAUUUCGAGCGCUAUUUGAAUCUAAUUAUCUUCCUCGAAUUCGAAGAUGUGAAGAAAUUCAUAAAUUACGAUUCAAGUGAUUUCGCCAAAUGGUGGUUUAUUUUUUCGAAGAAUAAUGAGCAAUUUUCCCUUUCUUUUCCUUCUUGUUUUUUUUUUUCGGUAAUCUCUUUGCGAUUCUUUUGUAUUCUUCGUACUGUCUUAUGUAUUAGAGAUGCCGCACCUCAAGUCUAUGAUUGCAGAAGUUAAGCUAUCGUCAUGACGUAUGUGUCAGGACCGAACUCGGAACGAGGAUAUACGAUGUCGGCCAUUAAUAUGCGAACGCUCAUAGAAAGUUGUAAAAAAAAAAGAGAAAUUAAACGGCCGAUCUAUAGAAGCCUUUUAACAGUCUUUUCAGCGACGCGCGAACGUUAAUUUUCGUCGGAAGGGAAUUAUCUAAUGCACAAAAUAGAUUAAGUAGAUUACUUUUACGUCGUACAUUACGUACUCCAUAAGCGUUGCCAUAUUAAUGGACCUUUCGUAAAGAAGAUCGAAGGACGUAAUUAAAGUAAAAGAAGAACUCUAGCGACACACAUACAUUAACGCGCGCGACCGACGGUGCAAAACCGCCGCGAUUAUCUUCGCCAGGAUAACUGUCGACGGAAGAAGAUUUCAUAUUUCUCAAGGUAUACGAACGUGUUGUAUCUUAUUAAAUUAAAUUGGAGUGAUCAAUGCCGUCCUGUGAUCUCGAAGCGCUGAUUCGACCGAGCAGGAUCGCGCUGAUCGCUUCAGCCCGAAGAUAACGAUACACGUUAAUUAUAUCUUCCUAUGAUCUCGUGUCGAUGUAUAUUUAUACAUAUUGUAGCGUUAGCCACACGGGGAUAUGUAUAAUCAAAUACGUUUCUUUGGGGGGAAAUAUCUGAACGUUAAAUCUCUGCCAGCAUGUUGAUUGAUAUUCAAUGUGCGCCGUAAAGUGUUAUAACAUAAAUCGAAAACCGCGGGCACGUGUUCUGAGAUGCGUUUCGAGCCGAACUUUUCUAGCGGACUUUUGCUAUCUUUCCCACACUAUUUCGGAAUUAAUUCAAUUGCAAAAAAUGGGCAUCGGGGCAAAUUGGCACCUCCCUUUGCUUUUGUAUGUACGUAUCGCAAUGGAAGACUAUCUACUAUACCUAUGCGCAUAAAUUGUACAAACACACGGGAUGCCGUAUAUAUUUUUAUAAAUUUUUGUUACUUUUUGCGAGGCAUGAAGUAUAUUCGCGAAAAUCUUUCUCUACGCAGAUUUCUCGUGCAGUAAUCAGUAAAUUUUGCUGAUUGCAAUUCUGAUGGCAUUGAAAAAGCAGUUUUAACAAUUCCUAAAAAAAAUACUCAAAGAGCAUAAAAA
Molecule: messenger RNA, 7656 nt
Organism: Monomorium pharaonis (pharaoh ant)
Lineage: Eukaryota; Metazoa; Arthropoda; Insecta; Hymenoptera; Formicidae
Product: Kv channel-interacting protein 1
Exons: 7
Coding region: 1082-1708 (208 amino acids)
Molecular function (GO): calcium ion binding
Source: RefSeq, a predicted model, not a curated record